Messenger RNA from Carassius carassius (crucian carp), 4185 nucleotides. It is a transcript of the gene ism1, whose product is annotated as isthmin 1. Lineage: Eukaryota; Metazoa; Chordata; Actinopteri; Cypriniformes; Cyprinidae. The record is from RefSeq and is a predicted model, not a curated record. Gene Ontology annotation, biological process: negative regulation of angiogenesis. Bases 2205 to 3575 code for a protein of 456 amino acids. The transcript has 6 exons.
CAGCUGAAAAAUCUGAACCUUGCAAAGGAUGACUCAUAAGCUAUCACUUCUGCAAGGUACGUAAACCCAGACUCAUUCUUUGAUUAUUGACAUUUUGGAAUUCUAACAGCGCAACUUGGGGGAAAACAAUCCUUGUUUAUAGGAAAAUCAAGGACGGACACACAUUUCAGCAGAAGAGCACAAAUACACAUGUACACGCAACAGGAUGGGCCUCUCUCCAUCAGUUUACAACCCACCCUGUGUGUCAGAGGGUCUAGCCGGUCUGGAGAACAGAUGUCAAGUCUCCUUCCAUCUCCUUUGCUACCAACGCAGCAAUGUGCUGCUCCAAGAAAACAUCUGUCUAAGCAUUGACCAUCAGCAAAGGGGCCCCAUGAAUUAGCUCGUCCACCCUUUGAAACUCACAAGACUGUGUGCCACUCAGUUCUGAGCCCUGCCAGAUUCCUCUCCCUUUUACUUCUUGCCCAACAGCACUAAAUUAGAUCAUUUUGAAAUGUUACUGAGAUGUGAAGUGUACAAAACUUUAGCUCUGCAUACCACCUUUUCAUCGAUGCAGAUUUGUUCACUUAAUCAGAAGGUACAGUCCAAACAAACAGCUUUCAAAGUUCAAGUAUUCUUGAAAAAGCACAGACCCCUUUGAACCACGCAAUACACAAGUUCAGGACGAGAGCUACAACAUUUGUUGCACUUUUUUGAUGUGGGCUCUCAGAUGACCCAUGGAGAACAAAGAAAUGCAAAUCAUGACGCACCUCGUCCCCUCUGUCCUCACAUUCCUGAAAGUGUGAAAUUUGGAGGAGGUAAAGAGAGCCUUAGAAUCUACAAUAAGUUCAUUAGCACUGUAAUCACUCAAACAAAGGCAAAGCCAAUAGGACUUUACAAACUCUGACCCAUUACCCAUUACUUUUAAUUAGUGUUUUAAAUUGAAUAAAUCACUCAAGUAUUUAGUAGAAAUGAUGUAGAGUUGAGCAGGUUUUGAGUUAGAGGUCUAAUUGCAAAAUGCAUGUUUUAUCUAGUGGCAUUUAUUCAUGCUAAUAUUAAAGAGUUUGCUCAAAACUGCCUUAAAACUUUAUUUUUAUAUUAAACUUGUUAUCAGUUGAAUGGAUUUUCAAAAUAUUCACAGUAAAUCGACAAAGGACAGAUAAAGACAUUUAGUACGUGUUCAGCUGAUGAGUGCACUAUAGUGUAAUGGGACAUGAAGGGUUAAAUCUGUGGGGAGGGGAGGUGACGGCUAACCAAAAGAAGAGGGGGAUAUAAAAACACCAAAGGCUUCGUGGGCACGAGUUUGGAUGUGUUUGUGCUGGACUAAAGACACACAACGACGGAAGGGAACACACACGGACACACACUAGUCUUGAGCUGUGGUGUCGUGUGUUAUUUGACAGCACGCUUUUACGCAGAAGGUGUGUGUGGAUACUCUGCGCAAGAGCGGCUCAUACACCCUCCUGAGGACAGAGCUCAGAUGAGUUAGUCAGAGGAGGAACUUUGGAUCUUCAUCACACUGAAGAUGGGCUUAUAGUGAACUACACGUAUUCCUUGAAGACACAGUGGCAUUUGGAGAGGAUGACAGCACUUUGCGCAAUGCACCGGAGCGCAACAAUGUACCCGAAGUUUUAUAUUAGACGUGAAGGACAGACCACGAGGAUUUGAAGUGGUUUGAACUGGAGACUUUGUUGUUUUGUUUUGUUUUAUUUAUUUUUUAAACAUAAAAAGAAUGCUGCAGGUUCUCAAAAUAGUUUUCUUGUGCCGAUGUACCUGAUUUACCUGCGCACAAGUAAAACUCCAGUAUUUCCUCAAUAAAGAAGUUAAAAAAAAAUUAUCUCAACAUAUAUGCUUAUCUACUUUUGCAUUUUAUACUGAUGCUCAAUGGAAUGGUACAAAGCUUUGGAGUUUGUGAGACUUACUUUAUUGCUUUUUAAAGGUAGUUCAAGUUAUUUUUGGACAUCGGGAUUAUACCAUUUUUAAAAUCAGGAGCAGUUUCAGACGUGGAGUGAUUGGGCUUUUUUUAGAUAAUUUCUUGCCAGUAACUCUUUUUUCCCGUGAGUAUUGCUCUUCUGGACCCCGAGGUGGCUCCGCAGUGGUGUGGCGGCUCCUCGUCCGCGGCGGAUCCGGAGAUCGGAGUGUCUGCAGCGGCAGGAGGCGGCAGCGUAAGCCUGGCAGCAGCGGCGGCGGCAGCGGCGCAGGGUCCUAAGAGUGCUCGAGUGAAGAGGAUGGUGCGGCUGGCGGCGGAGCUGCUGUUGCUGUUGGGACUCCUUCUCCUGACGUUACACAUCACGGUGUUGCGGAGCAGCCCGCUGCAGCACGGAAAUGACACUGUGAGCUCGGAGCAGGUGGCGGAGAAUAAUGUCAAUGCAGAAAGCAGCUCCUCCGUUCAGUUGGGGCUGGGUGACAGAAAGUCCAGAGUGCCUCAUAUUUCAGCGUCUCAGCCCUGGGUUCAAAGUCACGGGACAGGGGGCAGCCUGCAGAGAGAUGGACCUGGAGCUUUUCUGCUGGACCUGCAGAACUUCCCUGAUCUUUCUAAAGCUGAUAUAAAUGGGCAAAACCCCAACAUUCAGGUUACCAUAGAAGUGGUGGACAGCCUGGAAGGUUCUGAGCCAGAGAAGGGACUACGCAAAGAAAACAAGCCUGGCUGGGCAGCUACUAACUGGAGAAACUGGUGGCAGCGUUCGUCUUCCUCGUCCUCAUCCUCUGUAUCCACCCCGAAGGGUCCUGAUGAACAGGAUUACCCCUACGAGAGCAACACAGAGGACAGCAACUUCCUCAAACCACUCGGAGACUGGGAGCGAAGAGGGUCUGCUGGCACAGGAAGCAGAUCGCAGACCGAAUAUGACUACAUAGAUGGUGAUGGUGACUGGAGUGGUUGGUCGCCAUGCAGCGUAUCCUGUGGAAAUGGCAACCAGAAGCGGACCAGGUCAUGCGGCUACGCCUGCACAGCCACAGAGUCACGGACAUGUGACAUGCCCAGCUGUCCAGGAAUUGAAGAUGCUUUCAGGACAGCAGCAACAGAAGUCAGUCUUCUCGCCGGCACUGAAGACUUUAAUGCAACAGAACUCUUUGGAGUUGAUACAGACAGCUGCGAGCGUUGGAUGAACUGCAAGAGCGAGUUCCUCAAGAAAUACAUGAGCAAAGUGGCCAGCGACCUACCUAGCUGUCCCUGCUCAUACCCAACCGAGGUGGCCUACAGCACCGCAGAUGUCCAUGAUGCCACCACAAGGCGCAACUUCCGCUGGAAGGACGCCAGCGGACCAAAGGAGAAGCUGGAGAUCUACAAACCCACCGCUCGCUAUUGCAUUCGUUCCAUGCUCACACUGGAAUCCACCACACUGGCAGCCCAGCACUGCUGCUACGACGACAGCAUGAAGCUCAUCACCCGUGGCAAAGGGGCCGGAGCGCCCAACCUCAUCAGCACCGAGUUCUCCGCCGACCUGCACUACAAAGUGGACAUCCUACCAUGGAUCAUCUGCAAGGGCGACUGGAGUCGCUACAACCAGGCUCGACCUCCCAAUAAUGGACAGAAAUGUGCAGAGAACCCUCAGGAUGAGGACUACUAUAAACAGUUUGAGGAGGCCAGAGAGUUCUAAGCUGAGAUGAUGCUAUGAACUCGUUUUGAAAACUGGCUGUGUGUUUGAACAGGACUUGCUAUGAGGAACAGACGGCACAGCCAACAACAAGCACAGAACAUCUUCAUAUGGUUUCCCUCAGAACCUUGGGUUGGAGCGUUUUCAUGGAAAGAAUAAUACCAAGUUACUCAUAAUGGUUCUCUUUGUAUUGUUUAUCUGUAUUACUUGGGCUAACAGAUUUUUUAUAAGGAGUAAAAGGGAAAACUAAAGGGAUGUCAUAUCAGGAAUCACCCACCAAUGAUCAGCUGACAGCGAGAGUUUCAUGUGUUUUUGCAUGCUUGCAUUAUGGCCAACAUGCAGUUGGAAACCCUCACCUCAGGAUUCUUGGACAGAUAUAAGAAUAUCGGAUACAAAUUCAGGUUCCUGUGUAAACAUGCAUAUAUUUGACAGAAUUCCUAUAUUAUGUCCUGUUGUAUCACUUUUCCUUUUUGAUAAAAACAAAACUGUUCUGCAUAAUCUUUGCAAAGUAUUUAUUGAGUCAUAGUUAUGUGUCGAUGGUAGGGGUUUGUGCAUAUACAUGUAUGGACACAUUUUGAGUGCUAAAUAAAUAGUCCAUGGCACAUUAAAUGUC